GAAUUGGCUCCAGUCACCCUCAUGUACAAACUCAUUAAAGGAGUCAUAAAGGCAGCUAAUGAAAAUCAUGACCGCUAUCAUUACAAGCCCUCUGGUGUCCUCUCGCCUUCCUCCAGUGUGAGCGAGAGAAUAAAGGCGGCGAAAUUAACGUCCGUGCCAAUAAUGUUACAAAACCAUCGUCAUCCUUUAAGUCGUAUCUCUUCUCCUCUGUGAGUGGAGCCAACUAAAUUAAAGUUCCAGCCAAUAUGGUUACGUAAGCGCUAACACUCAGUUCCUCUGUGUGCUCUUCUUCUUUUUUCUCUUUUAGGAUGACAACUCCAUGUUCUUUCAGUUCGGCCCGUCCAUCGAGCAGCAGGCUUCAGUCAUGUUGAACAUCAUGGAGGAAUACGACUGGUACAUCUUCUCCAUCGUCACCACGUACUACCCCGGCUACCAGGACUUUGUCACCAAGAUCCGGAGCACCAUCGAGAACAGCUUCGUGGGCUGGGAGCUGGAGGAGGUUUUACUCCUCGACAUGUCCGUAGACGACGGAGACUCAAAGAUCCAGAACCAGCUGAAGAAGCUCCAGAGCCCCGUCAUCCUCCUCUACUGCACAAAGGAAGAGGCCAACACCAUCUUCGAGGUGUCCCACUCUGUUGGCAUCACCGGCUACGGCUACACGUGGAUCGUCCCCUCGCUGGUGGCGGGGGACACGGUGGUCGUGCCGGCAGAGUUCCCCACAGGUAAGACUUUUUAAACUCGACUUGUAAGAUUUGCUCUCCGAGUCACGGGUCCAGGAAGGCUGGAUUUAGAGAGUCAUAACUGAGGAGUAUAAACUCGAGAAACGCACACACUGAACGACUUUAAAAAGAUUAAUUUAAUCCGCUCGGAUCAGCUCGUCGCUCGACGUGACGUUUGGAGAAGGUUCAGUUCUGAGGGUCUCGUCUCUCUGUUUCUACUCGUCACAAUGGUUUCCUGUUUCCCUGCAAAGCAUGCACACUGAUUUAAACAGUUAGAG
Molecule: messenger RNA, 997 nt
Organism: Labrus mixtus (cuckoo wrasse)
Lineage: Eukaryota; Metazoa; Chordata; Actinopteri; Labriformes; Labridae
Product: glutamate receptor ionotropic, NMDA 2B-like
Exons: 2
Coding region: 320-736 (138 amino acids)
Source: RefSeq, a predicted model, not a curated record